GGGAAAUGAGAAAGUAUGGGCGGGGUUGCGCGUGGUUCCGAUGGCGGCAGAAGUGGGUUGUGGGGGGGUGGGAAGUUGCCAAAAAUUGUGAAUGCCGGAGAGGUUGUUCUUGGCGAGGCGGCCCAAGAAGUUAGGCACAAUGAGAUGAAAUUGGAGAAAGUGCAGAAGAUGAUCGACGACAUGAUCCGUGUCAUGCGAAGGGCACUUGGUGUUGGUCUCGCUGCCCCACACAUUGGAAUCCCCUUAAGGAUUAUUGUUUUGGAAGAUAAAAAACAAUACAUGACUUACAAGCAAGAGGAAGAGUUAAAAGCACAAGAUAGAAGACCUUUUGAUCUUUUGGUCAUCCUUAACCCCAAGCUCAAGUACAACACCAACAGAACUGCACUCUUUUUUGAAGGCUGCUUGAGUGUGGCUGGAUACUGUGUUGUGGUAGAGCGGUACCUUGAUGUUGAAGUUGCAGGUUUUGAUCGUUACGGUGAACCCCUCAAAAUAAAUGCUACUUGUUGGCAGGCCCGGAUCUUACAACAUGCGUGUGAUCACCUGGAUGGAACACUGUAUGUUGAUAAGAUGGUACCUAGAACUUUCAGAGCUCUAGAGAACAUGUAUAAUCCUCUUGCCCAUGGGUGCCCCAAACUUGGCCCCCGCUAAUGCAGGUCUUAGGGCUUGAAGCUGGAGUUGACACUUCUAGAUCUUAGCAUGUAGUCCAGAUGCAUUAAGUUAGAAAUAUUUUCUCAAUUUGGAAAUAAGUAAAUUCCUCUCAAUUUUCAGUGUUAUCAUGUUGCAAUAAUUGUUAAUUCAAUCUGUUAUUUUUUCUGAUCAA
This is a messenger RNA of Cajanus cajan (pigeon pea), 820 nucleotides long. Its product is annotated as peptide deformylase 1A, chloroplastic/mitochondrial. Lineage: Eukaryota; Viridiplantae; Streptophyta; Magnoliopsida; Fabales; Fabaceae. Gene Ontology annotation, molecular function: peptide deformylase activity. Gene Ontology annotation, biological process: peptidyl-methionine modification; N-terminal protein amino acid modification. Gene Ontology annotation, cellular component: mitochondrion; chloroplast. The record is from RefSeq and is a predicted model, not a curated record.